Calypte anna (Anna's hummingbird) is the source of this 5998-nucleotide messenger RNA. It is a transcript of the gene TMEM201, whose product is annotated as transmembrane protein 201. The transcript has 11 exons. Bases 137 to 2140 code for a protein of 667 amino acids. Gene Ontology annotation, molecular function: lamin binding; actin filament binding. Gene Ontology annotation, cellular component: nuclear inner membrane. The record is from RefSeq and is a predicted model, not a curated record. Gene Ontology annotation, biological process: nuclear migration along microtubule. NCBI's taxonomy places the organism in Eukaryota, Metazoa, Chordata, Aves, Apodiformes, Trochilidae.
CGAGGAGGGGAGAGGAGAGGAGCGGAGAGGAGAAAGGCGGGGGCGAGGGGGGCGGCAGGGGGGCGGUCGCGCCGCCUUUCAAAGCUCCGGCGCCGAGGUCACCGCGACGGCGGCGGCCCCGGUGUGGGGGAACGGUAUGGAAGGAGCUGGGGUGCUGCUGGCCCGCUGCCCCGCCGGCGGGCUGGGCGUCACCGUCUGCGCGGCCGCCGCCGGGCUGCUGCUCUACCGCAUGGCGCGGAGGAAGAAACCCACCCACGUGACAGUGAACUGCUGGUUCUGCAAUCAGGACACGGUGGUGCCAUACGGGAAUCGAAACUGCUGGGACUGCCCCAACUGUGAACAAUACAAUGGGUUCCAAGAGAAUGGAGACUACAACAAGCCCAUCCCUGCUCAGUACAUGGAACACCUUAAUCAUGUUGUGUCAGGUGCUACAACUUUCUGUGAUCCUACCAAACCACAACAGUGGGUGAGCAGCCAAAUUCUGCUUUGCAAGAAAUGCAACAACCAUCAAACCACAAAGAUCAAACAGUUGGCUUCAUUUUCACCAAGGGACGAGGGCAAAUAUGAUGAGGAGAUUGAGGUGUAUAAACACCACCUGGAGCAGACCUACAAGCUGUGCCGUCCAUGCCAGGCUGCUGUGGAGUAUUACAUCAAACAUCAGAAUCGGCAACUCCGGGCGCUGCUGCUCAGCCACCAUUUCAAACGCCGUGAGACAGACAAGACCUAUACUCAGAAUUUGUCUUCAUCCUUCUCUUCUGCUUCCGUAACCACACCAGCUCAGGUCAUAUUUCUGCGGUUCUUGGCCUUUCUCAGCUGUGCAUUCCUGGUUCUGAUGGCCUUGUAUGGGUCAGGCAACCCCUUCUCAAUCAGUGCAGCAGUCUCUGCCCCUGUCUCCUCUGAUCCAGCAUCCCUUCAGAACAGGACUGUCACCAGCUCACAUGCAAACUUGGAAAAUGACACUUCUGUGCCAGUGGCAGGCUGGCAGGAGCUGCUCCACCUGCUCCCAGAGAAGAUGGUGGAAAACCUGAGUGCUGCAUGGGCUUAUGGGAAGAAUCACCAGGUAGCAGUGGCUGUCCUUGGGCUGUUCACCUGCGUGUUGGCCAUGUUCUUAGCUGGACGGAUCAGGCUCCGGCGGAUCGAUGCGUUUGCUUCAGUCCUGUGGCUCAUAGUGAUGAGUCUGCACGUAGCUGAGAGGUACCUGAAGACAGAAACACCCAGCUGGCUUGACACAGCCAAGUUUGGCACCACCUCCUUGUGCUGCUUGGUGGGCUUCACUGCAGCAGUGGCAACACGGAAGUCAUCGGGCCAUCGGAGAUACCGGCCCCGAAGGUACCUCUCUGGGGAUUCGAUCAGUCUCUUUCCCAACGGCACUGGGACUUCCUUCCCAUCCUCUGCUACAUCUGUCUUUGUCCCAACGCCACCCAGUAUUGUCCACCUGACAAACCAACAGCUUCUCAGAUCCCCACGCAGAACUUCUUCUUCCUCCCUUCCUGGUCGUCUCAACAGGGCACUCUCCCUGGGCACCAUCCCCUCCUUGGCCAGAGCAGAUUCUGGCUACUUGUUCAGUGGAAGUCGACCAGCCUCACAGUCAUCUCAGUCCAAGGAAUCUCCAGCAUCAGAACACUUCUCCCUGCUGUCCAGCAGCUGUGCUCCCUCCCGUAUCCCCUCUCCAGCACCGUCCGUAGCCGGCUCUGUGACUUCCAGCUCAGGUUCCUUGCGGUACCGCCGGCCACUCAUCAGCCCUGCCCGCCUGAACCUGAAAGGACAGAAACUGCUGCUUUUUCCAUCUCAGAAUGAAGCUCUGCUCACCCCAACUAGUUCAGAGGAGCACACCCACUCAGACAGCAACAUCUUUGCCACCGAGUUGUCUUCCUUUCCAAAGAAGAACCUCGGCGAGCGGGGAAUGCACGAUAUGAGAUCUGCUGUGGAAGGAGGGAGCAUUUGCAGUGAAAAUUCCAUUAAAAAGGAGGAUCAUUCAUCACACUCAUCUACCUGUCUCGUUGACACAACUACCAAAGGGGAAGAAUUGGCAAGCUGGCGAGGUCAUUUUGGUAAUUCUGCUCUUCGAGGUCUGCUGGCUGUGAGCCUGACUCUCAAUGCCAUCUUCACAUCAGCCUAUGUCUACCGGAGCCUGCGCUGAUUUGUGCCAACACUUCCUUUCUUUCUGGUUCUACCUGCUUCUGAGGAGACAAGAAGAAUUCAACCACAGGUCCAUGUCCAGAGUUCAUGCCGUUGGUGCAUGCUGUUUUUUUUAAAGAGCUACUGUGUGCUCAACUUGUCAUGGCAAGGAACCCAGGUAGCUGCUGCCAUCACUUCCAGGUAGAACGUAUUACAGGAUUGUCCCUUGGAGGUGGCAGGCAGAAUUCCCAGAAAGUUCCAUUUCAAUUCAAGAGGCCAGUCAAAUGGCCCAUGCACUUUUUCACAAAGGAACUGACCAGAGACACAGGCCUGAAAAUGUUUAAGCUACGUUUUUAAGAACUUAUCCCCACAUCUUCUUUCUGACAUAACCUCGUGCUGAUGGUGCUGGUAAAAUGAGGAGAAGUAGAACAAAUGAGCUGGAGAAGAGAGGUGGCUUAGUAGCUGGUGCUGGGCUUUGGCUACUGUAACAACAUUCCCAGCCUCUUUGCCUAGUGAUUCCUCUUCUUUCUUUCCUUUGGCACUCUCCUCUAUAUUAUCAGUACAUUUUCUUAAGUUGCCUUAAGCUUGCUUAAGCAUAUGGAUGACCUUGGCUGGUUUGUCAUAUUCUUGCAUCUUGUAUCUCUCUGUGCUUCUACUUGGGCUGCGCCCUGAGGGUGCUGUCACCAGCUGGCAUUUGGUCAUACUGGUUCUCAGAAACUGCUGUUUAUACAUACCCCAGCAGCACUGUUGGUGUAGGUAUGCACACACCCCAGAUAGACAUCCUUUUGUAGUUUGCAUUAGAAAGAGAAAGCCUGUGCUUUGCUUUACCCAAGAGACAUUAAUUCUUUACAAUUAAUUCUGUAAUAAGAAAGGAUCCCUGCAUGAUUUGCACCACAGUCAAAAGGCUUCAGCUCACAACUCUGACCACUGUUUUUUUUUCACUGAAGCAGCAAGUGACAUAGCUUGUUCUUGCUCAAAAUUGCACAAAUCUAUUCUGUUAGAAGAUAUAUAAGGAGCUGUCUGAUUGUAUACAUUUAUCCAGAAACCCGAUGCCUCAGUCUGGUACUGGGAUUUGCUAAGUAACCAAUUAAGGUAUUUCUUAAUUAGUUAAAUGCCAAGGUGGUCUCAGUGAGAAAUGCUAAAAUUGCUUCUGGACAAUUCAGCCUUCUGGAUAGAUUCUUCUUUUCUAGUCCAAUGGAGAAGUAGCCCUAGAUUUUCAAAAGUAGUUUAUAAUUUGGGCACUUCUGCUUUUGACUGAGUCGUCAGCAUCACUUAGAGUUCAGGGGUCAUUUAAGAGAAAUGUGCUGAAUACUCUUUUAGUAUGAAAGAACCCCCUUGAUUUUUAUGUUUUGAUUCUUAAAUCCCAAGUCCAGAGAGAAGAUUUACCACUGUGUUGAGGUUACCUGGUGAAAUGAGAGCCACCUGACAUUAGCUAUGUAUUUCCUGACUAGUAAGAGGACUGACUAAUAAGAGUUUUCCUAUUGUCUCUUCCUUUGGGUCGUUACCCCAAACUUCCUUUCUCUUUCCUCUCCCUCACCCCACUGUCAAUGUUAUGCUUAGUGUGUCUUUCCCCCCUUUUAGUUCUGCUGCUGCUCCCUCUGUUGUACUCUUGCAUGUGCACAGAAGCAAAGUGUCUCUCUGCACUGAACCUGAAAUCACACCUCAGAGUGAUGAUCACCCUUCCUUUCAGACAGACUCUGCCCACUCCUGCUGACUGGGGUGGCUGUGGAGAAGUCAUCCCUGACUCUGCAGUUUGAGUGUUGGUAAAGAUACAGAGCCUAAAUCCAGGAGAGAGACCUGCAGCAGAGACAUGUGCUGCAGCUUGGUGAUUAAUUCUUUUUGUAACUUGCAUGAAUUGCUCCUCAUAGCCAAACGUGAUCUGUAACCUUGUGUUAAGGGAUUUUUGUCCCUUUUAUAUAAACUUCUGCAUGCUCGCUUGAGCAUGUAUAGACACACUAGGCCAGCUUACAAGCUUCUGUCCAGACCUUUGCUCUUUGAGUUUGAUGAUUUCCAGGUGCAGUGUGAUGUCCCAUUCAUGGAUCCUUGUCCUGACUUCCAGCAUACCUAGGGGCCUUCUAUGCAGAGACAAGACUGCCAGACAAUAUUGUGGGUUUCCUUGUCUUUGUUAUGCCAACAGAUGUGCACUGUGACUUCAUGUGUACAAACUUUCCACUUUCACCUCCCAGUCUGCCCUGAAUUUUACCAUUCUCCCUCACGUGAAGUACAAGUUGGUCUCUGUCUCUACCAGAUUGCACUACAAAGUUUCACCUCCUUUCCAGCAACCAAGGAGCUGCAGCCCCUCAACACACCUCUUUUGCUUAUACUGACUUCAGCCUGUCCCUGCAAUUCUAAAUCUGCUUACUGAAACUGUUCUUUGAAGAGUAUUUGGUGACCUUGUCCAAAACAAUAUAAGACUUUGGAUUUUAUUGCUGAAGAGGGAAGACAAUGAACUUUUUCAUUCUGGUGCUAGAACAUUCUCCAGUGGUGCUUUCACAGUUUUAAAGCCUUUGCUUGAAAAGUACACACGAGUAUAAGUGUGUGUGUGUGUGUCUGUGUGUGUGCAAAUGUGUGCAAAUGUGUGCAAAUGUGCAACCAUAUGUAUAAAAACAUUUGGAGUGUUUGUUCAUUUCAAAAGGUCUGAUCCCAUGUUUGUCUUUAUAUUGUUGGCCUUAAUCUAGCUCUUAGAUACUGUGUCUAUGUUGCUGCUGUUUUCUAUAUGAAGCUGGGUAGGAGGAAGAAAGAGUAUCUGGUCCCCCUGUAGAAAUCUUUGUUACUGAUGAUGUUAAUUCAGGGGUGAACUUUUAUUUUUCUAAUAUUUUUCCUACUGUAAAAACUGUUGGAAUGUAUGGAAUGGAGAAGAUCUUUACAAAGUGGUCUGAUAAAGGUUUGACCAUUACUUUAAUGAUACCAACAAUUAAUGAUCAGCUGGGAUAUAAAUGAGCUCUAUUUCCAGACUUUUUCCAUUACAUACCUUCAUUUGAAAAUGUCCAGGUACUUUUUCUUUGGAUAGGGGCUUGUUCUGAGACGUUGCAGAGACUUUUGAUGAUUUUGCUGAUCCAAAUUAGGAUGAAGCUGGAUUCUAGAGUGUGGUUCCAGUUCUGCAGUCUGGGUAUUUUGGCAGAUACAACUGUUGGCAGGUAUCUAUUUGAUGUAAUAGAGAACCAGUAGAGUGAGUUGCUGAUUUCUGAAGUUCAUCAUAUCUUUUUACACAAAAUCUUAGACAUGAAAUUGGUCACUGUGGCAAUGUGGGGAAAAAAAUUAUUGCUGGCAUAUGUAGGCCAGAUUCACUGAAUUUUAGGCUGUCUGCUCAAGCAACCAAUUUGGCCUGUGAAUGUUUAAUUCCUACUGCCUGUUCUUGGGUGAUAGGAACAUCUGUAAAACACUGCUGAACUGGUGUGGUACCUUAAAACAGGGCAGCUGGAAUCAAGGGCUUGUGUUGCCUGUGGAUGCUGCUAUAUUUUUUCUUCCAGUCACCAUUCCUGGAAAUAAUUAUUGUCCUAACCUCUCUCACAGACAUUUAUUAGAAGGCUAAAAAGGGCCUAUUUGGCCAAUACUACUUGCUUUUAAUUUCAAUAUACAUUGCAUCCGGAAAUUAUCAUCACUGUCCUGUGGUGGGAGUAAGGGACAGGGUACUUUUGGAUGGAGUGGGUAUCUAGAUAGGAUGAGGAGGACAAUUUUGAUUCCUAAACUUUAUUUCCUGUGAAAAAAAUACUUGUAUGUCAUAUGUGUAUACCUGUUUGGGGAGCUCUAACACUGUACAGUUUAGUUAAAUGCGCUCCAAGGGAGGAGGAGCAGUUCCUCAGAGGUUUUUAGUUCAUGCUUUGUGUUUAAAGAGGAAUAUUUUUCUUUAAAAAAUAAAAAUGGAUAAGUUUUCACCUUA